AUGGAUGCGACUAUCUACCAGAUCAUAUUCGGAGAGCUCGCGGACCUGAACUGUAGUUUGAUGGACGCCUUCCAGGACACUUUUUUGGAAAACGCUUCAUUGUCAUUGCUGAGCACUGAUGGUUUUUAUUGCAAUGCCACGACCGAUGAGAUUGGAACCUGCUGGCCACGGAGCAGCACCGGCAGGAUUGUGGAGAGACCCUGCCCUGAGUACAUCAACGGGAGGAAGUAUCCGAUGCAUUAUAAAGUAGCGCUCAUCAUCAACUACCUUGGCCACUGUAUCUCUGUGGGAGCUCUAGUCGUGGCCUUCAUUCUCUUCUUGUGCUUAAGGAGCAUUCGAUGUCUUCGAAACAUCAUCCACUGGAACUUGAUCACCACCUUCAUACUGAGGAAUGUUAUGUGGUUUUUGCUUCAGUUGAUAGACCACAAUAUUCAUGAGAGCAAUGAGCCGUGGUGUCGAUUAAUAACGACAAUAUACAACUACUUUGUGGUGACCAACUUUUUUUGGAUGUUUGUUGAAGGAUGUUACCUCCACACAGCCAUCGUAAUGACUUAUUCCACUGAUAAGCUCAGGAAGUGGGUCUUCCUCUUCAUCGGCUGGUGUAUUCCCUUUCCUAUAAUCGUAGCCUGGGCUAUUGGAAAGUUGUACUAUGAAAACGAACAAUGUUGGUUUGGUAAAGAACCGGGAAAAUAUAUGGAUUAUAUUUAUCAGGGACCAGUUAUUCUUGUGCUUCUGAUAAAUUUUGUUUUCCUCUUCAACAUAGUGAGAAUUCUUAUGACCAAACUACGAGCUUCGACUACAUCUGAGACGAUACAAUACAGAAAAGCGGUGAAAGCAACACUGGUCCUGCUUCCUCUGCUGGGCAUCACCUACAUGCUCUUCUUUGUGAAUCCGGGGGAGGACGACAUCUCACAGAUCGUUUUCAUCUAUUUCAACUCCUUUCUACAGUCGUUUCAGGGGUUCUUCGUGUCUGUGUUUUACUGCUUUCUAAAUGGAGAGGUACGUUCAGCAGUAAGGAAGCGGUGGCACCGUUGGCAGGACAACCACGCUCUCCGAGUGCGAGUGGCACGAGCCAUGUCCAUCCCCACGUCUCCGACCAGGAUCAGCUUUCACAGCAUCAAACAGACCACAGCUGUGUGACCAGGGGCAACAAGAACAUCCUGUAAUCUCCUCGCAGCCUCCGAGGGAACUUACUCACUCUUCAACACAACGCAGUGAUUUACAGAACAGGCUGAUUCCUCAGACGUGUGUCCAAUGUCUCUGAAGCUCCAGGAUAUUUUAUCUUUUGGUGUGUUGAGGAAUAGCAACAAAAAUCACACAUAAACUGCAAAUGAAACAAAAUGGACAUGUAAGUUUCUCUUCUCACUAGAUUUAGGUCUCAUCUGUAUCUUAUUGUCAUCUUACUGCCUGGUGGCCAUUAGAGGAGCAAGAGAAUCCUGCAGGAUUUGGAGAAGGAUACUUCACACACUGGCAGGCAUGUGGGUCCAUUGUUACGUUGAGGGACUGAGUUUGACUAAUAUGCAUUCACGUGUUGCCAGACAGCCAUUUGUAUUUAGUGCGACGAACAUCAAAAUGCAAAAAUGCUCUUCGAAUCAACUGCUCCAACAGCUGCUUCUGACAGCUGCGAACGUAGCUUUGGGGAACGAGGUGAAUCACCUGAAUUAAAUAUUUAAAAAAAACUAUAGAAAUUAAAAGGAGAAGGGUUUGAAAGAGCCACUGCUCUCUGCAGUGUGAUAAAGUGAGAUGUGAAAAAUUGGUAUUCAUCAUUACACAAUCUGAACAAGUGUACGCUUUGGUCAGUGAGACUAUUUUAUAUAAAGAAGCCAUUCUAAUGGAGCCUUUAUAAUGUUUCCUCAGAGGAGGCUUCUCCUUUAAUUCUGUUCUUUAAUACAGUGCUGAAUUUUGAAUCUCAUACCAUGUUGUUUUAAAAAAAUUUUGAAUGGAUAUUCACAAACCGAACCUCCUCUCGAAUGCUUUGUUCCGGAUGUUUGAUUCUGCUUUUAUCUUUCCCCUUUGAUGCAUUUUGCCCUUUUCUCCUCAGAGAAGGAGGGAAUGAACAUAAAGAGCGAUUUAAACGUUAUGUGUUCGAAUCUCCCCGAGGAUGAUGGUUGGUGGACAGCCCCAAAUUAAAGCUCUCCUCCGGAAGAAUAAAGAUGAGAUUUAUUUUAAAGCAAUUUAUGUAAUGUAUACUGUGUGUGUGUAAUGUGCCAUGCAUGGAUUUAUCAGGGAGGCACGGUGGAAGCAGAUUAAAAAAUCCUUUAGCCCUAUGAGAUCCUUGCAGCUUUCUCGUAAUCAGCAUCACAGCUGUAAGCCGCUGGCUGGAGCAGAGAGGAGCCUGAUAAAGUGAGCACCGAUUGCUUCCCCUGCACACUUACUCCGGUCAGAUCAACAUGUCAACUCUCACAUCUGCUGCAGCUGCUCAAACAGACUGUGAACGACCAUGUGUGCAGUGACACACAAAAAUACCUGUUUUCUGCAAGAAGAGAAUAUUAUAUCAGUGAUCAAAACACCUGACGUACGAGCUUCAGUGCAGAUGUUUCUGUGUGUUUCCCAACAUUCAUGUGACGGACUGUUUCCACCACUGAAACUGGUGCAAGUUCACUUUCACCAAAUCCCACAUGAGCGUGCAGCCAACUCUUGGCAAGAAUGUACAUACAAAUAUUUCUCUUUUUGUUUUUUUUUUAAAAUUAUGAUUUAUCCCAGUUUGUUUUCUAUUUAUUUACUUGUUUCUUAUUUAACUAUAUUUUUUUAAUUGUUUGAUACAGGAAUAAUAUCAACUGGAUCUACAGAACAAGACAAUGUGAAACAAAACUUUGGAAAUGUAUUUUAAGGUGUUGUACAGGACAUUUGUUUUAAAACAUACUCUUCAAAUUUGUAUUUUGUACAUUUUAUUUACAACACCAUGCUGCUCAAGACUCAUGGUAAAUGUUGUUCAUGUGAUUUUAAUGUGAAUAUUUUACUUUAUUUCAUGCAGCUGUAACCCUGCAAACCCCCCAUUGCCAUCAUAAACAUAAAAAAAAUAUAUAUAGUUGUGAACAUUUUUAUACAUAAUCAAAUUAAUAAGACAAUUUAUCAAAAACUCACCAAAGAGACAAACCACGUUUACCAACAUAAAGUUUUUAUCGUCUGCAUA
Paralichthys olivaceus (Japanese flounder) is the source of this 3133-nucleotide messenger RNA. NCBI's taxonomy places the organism in Eukaryota, Metazoa, Chordata, Actinopteri, Pleuronectiformes, Paralichthyidae. The record is from RefSeq and is a predicted model, not a curated record.